Molecule: messenger RNA, 1058 nt
Organism: Suillus bovinus
Lineage: Eukaryota; Fungi; Basidiomycota; Agaricomycetes; Boletales; Suillaceae
Product: Acireductone dioxygenase ARD family
Exons: 4
Coding region: 397-939 (180 amino acids)
Molecular function (GO): acireductone dioxygenase [iron(II)-requiring] activity
Source: RefSeq, a predicted model, not a curated record
UCGGCGAAAUGUCACGUGAUGUUCAUUUUCAAUAGCAAGCAACUUGACUAACUUGUCCUAAACCACAAACAAACUGAGUCAAAGGACAACCAACACUGGUAACUAGAAUUUUUGAAAGGGACGCCAGACUCAGAGAUGUGUUCGGAACGUACGGAGCGCCCACUUCACCCUAGACCUUGACUCAUAGGCUUAUCCAUCAAUUAUAUCGAACAUCUGCACCGGUCAUACGGGCUUGGUCCAGUGGAUAGAUCCAUCCGAAAUUAGCUGCUCACAAAAUUAGCAGUAAUUGAUUAAGCACCUACGAGGUCAGCUGACGGCCCAGCAUAUAAUGAUCUCGUCAUUGUCUGAAUGCUCUGAGCUCCAAACUGCAUUGUCUGAUAUCCUCUCGACUGUACCAUGCGUGCUUAUUACUUUGACAACCUUGAGGGUGACCAACGUCUCCCGCAUGACUCUGGCAUGGAUGUCUCAGAUGAGAUCUUGAAGUCCAUUGGUGUCUUGCACUGGCACAUUCCCAUCGAUUCUGAAGGCAAGUAUGAGCAGGAGAUUGCUGCUAUCGCGAAGGAAAGGAAUUACAAGAACCACGAUGUUGUCGCUAUCAGCAAAGAGGGCCUUGGCGAUGAAUUUGAAACAAAGAUCAAGAACUUUUACCACGAGCAUAUGCACGAAGAUGAAGAGAUCCGAUAUCUUCUUGAAGGCACCGGCUUCUUUGACGUUCGUGAACACUCCAGUGAAUCCUGGAUUCGUUGCCACAUGAGUGCUGGUGACCUCUUAGUACUCCCUGCGGGUAUUUACCACCGCUUCAGUCUCGAUAUGAGCAAUCGCGUCAGGACCAUGAGACUGUUCAAGGAUGAGCCCAAGUGGAUUGCGCAUAACCGUGGCGAUCAAACGGAUGCUAACCCCUACCGCUUGGAGUACUUGAAGAGCAUUCAGGUCCAGUAAAUCAAUAUGUCUAUUGUGGAGCAUGUAAUGUAUACUAUGAAUGAAAUAUCCCAAUUAACAUUGCAAUUUAUAGUGUUCCGGCUUUCGCAGGCUGGAAACCGCUGCAUCCCCCCACCUCU